GUCCCUGCAGAGAGUGACACACGGGUGCAGACAGAAAUCAGCAGCGCGAUGACCGAGUCCUUCCGCGAGUACUACGAAGCGUUCAAGGACCUCCGGUCCGAGGCGGCAGCCGUCAUCCGCCUCAUUCCCGAUGCGCCGGUGGACCGCCGCAUGGCCCUCGAGCGCGACGCGCAGGACCGCAUCGACGAAGUUGAGCGCUACGUGCGCAUUCUCGGCCAAGAGGCGCUGGGCGGCGACGCCCAAAUGAAGCGCAAGAUGCAAACGCAGCUGCACAGCUGCAAGUCGGACCUCGAGAAGCUCCACAACAACCUCUCGAAAGCGGUCUUGGUCGGCGCUGCCCACGAGCGGAGCACGGGCACGACGACCGUGACGGUCCAAGACCGACUCGACCGCACCGGCGCCGUCCUGAACGACGCCAUCACGACCAUUGAAGAGACGCGCGCCAUCGCGAUCGGCGUCGGCGAGAGCCUCGCGACGCAGGGCGACCAGCUGCGCCGGGCCCAAGUCAAUGUGCAUGCAACGCGCGUCGACGUGAAAGAGGCCGCGCUGCACCUCAAGAGCCUCAAGCGCAAGAACAACGUCAAGAUUUUCUUUCUCUGGUUCAUCAUCUUUCUCCUUGUGGGAGGGAUUGUCUACUGGUUUGUGGACAAAAUUAAGAACGUGUGGGGCGUCGUUGCCUAAUCGACUAACUUCAUAACAAUUGUCUCCUUGUAGUCAUCUUGACGAUACAUGGUCUUGUACGAGGAGCUACAGCGCCAGUAGAACGUCAUGUGCGUCAUGCAUGACUCGCGAGUUUGCAAC
Saprolegnia diclina VS20 is the source of this 801-nucleotide messenger RNA. RefSeq lists its product as hypothetical. The transcript has a single exon. Gene Ontology annotation, biological process: vesicle fusion; intracellular protein transport; vesicle-mediated transport. Gene Ontology annotation, cellular component: Golgi apparatus; endoplasmic reticulum membrane; late endosome membrane. Bases 49 to 681 code for a protein of 210 amino acids. Gene Ontology annotation, molecular function: SNAP receptor activity; SNARE binding. The record is from RefSeq and is a predicted model, not a curated record. NCBI's taxonomy places the organism in Eukaryota, Oomycota, Saprolegniomycetes, Saprolegniales, Saprolegniaceae.